GACUGCCCCUGUCAUUUGACAGUUCGAGAAAAAGUGGAAAAGUGUAAACAAAAAUAAGUGAUUUUUAUUCCAAUUUUCGAAUUGACAGUUUUUUUGUAUUUUGCCAUCAAACUGAUCAGAUUUUUGCUUCCAUAAAUUAGUUUCAAUCGCAAAUAUACAAAUUUCGAAAAGAAUAUAAAAAUUUGUGUUGACGGUGGUUUACAGUAAGUAAAAAUUUCCUCUCAUAUAGUGAUGUAUGUGGCAGAAACCAUCGUUUUGGUCAUGAAAGUUAUGAAUUAAAACUUUAAUAAUAGUACUGUAUAAAAUGCUUGCGUAAAGGCUUUAAGCCUAAUUUUUAUCGUGAAAGAGGAGAAAGUGUGAAUUGUUGGCGUUAUUUGUAUUUUUCAGCUACUUAAACACAGCUUAGUUGUUGCCGCAGUUGUUGCAGUAGAUCACAUUAUGGACCAGCAAGCGAAUAUUUUCCUGCAAACAGUUCGUGUAGAGAUCGACAUUGUCGAUUUGUUUGACUUCGCUGAUGGCAGCAAACGAAACUGGAAGGAGGGAAAUGAAGUCUUCAAAAACGGUCAUGUAAUGGUAGCCGGAGUUACGAAAGUGGAAGGUUCAUCCGUGCACAUAUUUUGUAGCUGUCUUCGUGGCUCAAAUCCCUCCGAACCACCAAGGGAGGUUCGCAUGAUUACAUCCAGUGAGCUUAAAAAAUGGGAGAUGCGGUGUACCUGCCCUGCAGGAAACUAUCGCUGCAAACAUCAGUUUGCAUGCCUUCUGUAUAUACACCGGAAUAAAGAUCUGGAAAUACUGUCGAGUACAGAUGUACGCCAACAAUGGGGAAAAGUUGCUAAAAUACAGUCCGAAAAUUUAUACGAGCCCGUUACCCUAUCGGAACUGUGCAACCAACGUAAAAGAGUAUCACCGGAACUUUCAGAUGAAAUUUGUUCUUCUAUUCUUAAUCUUUUCAACUACCCGAUUCUGCGUUGGCAAAAUCUUUGGAUGGUCGGAAUGUCCUAA
This is a messenger RNA of Aedes albopictus (Asian tiger mosquito), 1002 nucleotides long. RefSeq lists its product as uncharacterized. The transcript has 4 exons. NCBI's taxonomy places the organism in Eukaryota, Metazoa, Arthropoda, Insecta, Diptera, Culicidae. Gene Ontology annotation, molecular function: zinc ion binding. The record is from RefSeq and is a predicted model, not a curated record. Bases 439 to 1002 code for a protein of 187 amino acids.